Messenger RNA from Oxyura jamaicensis (ruddy duck), 648 nucleotides. It is a transcript of the gene IL12A, whose product is annotated as interleukin 12A. Lineage: Eukaryota; Metazoa; Chordata; Aves; Anseriformes; Anatidae. Gene Ontology annotation, molecular function: interleukin-12 receptor binding; growth factor activity. The record is from RefSeq and is a predicted model, not a curated record. Gene Ontology annotation, biological process: immune response. The transcript is spliced from 5 exons. Gene Ontology annotation, cellular component: extracellular region. The coding region runs from base 4 to 648 and encodes 214 amino acids.
GCCAUGGAGGAGCGAGGCACCGCCAGGGGCACCGGCACCGGUACCAGCAUCUCCAGGAGCGCCGGGAUCGGGACCGGCACCGGCAGGGGCUCGGGGCACUGGGCGCUGCUGGCCGCGCUCUGCCUGGCGCUGCCCCUGCCCGCCCCGGCGCUGCCGUCGCCGCCCGCCCCCAGCCUGGUCCCGGAGCUCAGCCGCUCCCGGGCGCUGCUGGACGCGGCCAGAGCCUCGCUGCUCAGCCUCAAGGAACAUGGGACACUGGGAUUUGACUGUACCCUGGAGGAGGUUGACCUCAAAGACAUCACUAAGGAUCAAAUCAACACGCUAAAAGCUUGCACAUCCGAGGAUCCAAGGACUGGAAACUGUCCAGUGCUGGAAAGUUCUACUUUUGAUAAGCGUAAAUGCCUGCAGGGGAUCUAUGAAGAUCUGAAAGCCUACAGGGCAGAGCUCAGUGAUCAGAAGGUGCUGACGUCCAUUGACGAGAUGAUGAAAGCCCUGCAGCCGGGCAGCCUGGGCACGCUGCAGCCUCCACCACCCAGCGCGGCGCUGACCUCCUUCAAGGACCGCAUGAGGCUCUGCGGCGUCCUGCACGCCUUCCGCAUCCGCGCCGUCACCAUUGACAGGAUGAUGAACUACCUGAGCGCCCUGUGA